UAAGUGUCUGAGGCCGGAUUUGAACUCAGGUCCUCUUGAGUCCAGGGCCAGUGCUCUAUCCACUAAACCACCUAGCUGCCCUCAGUCAUUCAGCUUCUGAGUCUGUUUUCUCACCUAUAAAGUGGGCAUAAGAGCAACUGUUUUAUCUCUCUAAUAGGGUUGCUGUGAAGAUCAGUUGGGAGAAUGUAUUCGAAAAUGCUUUGAAGUCAUAAAGUACUAUGUAAAUGCUAUUAUUUGUCUAGCAGAAAUGUUUCUAAAAACCUUUCCUCCCCAGUCAACUAGUGAUGUUGCAAACAGUGGCUAUAGGAAUCUGGUCUGAAGAAGCACAGAGUUAGUGGCUUUCAGUUCUGAGCCUUGUUUUUCCCAGAGUCCAAUUGCUCUGGGCUGUGGGACUAAGGGCCCGUGUGCUAAUUUUCGAAGCUUGUCUAACCUUUAGCCCCUUUUGCUUUCUUAGUGACAAUAGAAAAUAGUUCAUCCCAGCCUUUUUUCUUCUUGUGUCUGAGGAGAAGGAAUAAGGUAGUUACUCUCAGUAUUUUAUGGUUAGGAGUUGCUGAGCCUAUGAAGGAAGGGCAGUGUGUGUUGGGGAGGGGGUUCCUUCAAGGCAGUACCCUCAUACUACAGUGCUUUAAAUGCCAAUGAGCCUCAGGGAGGGAAGCAAGGUGGGAAUCACCUACUUAUUGCUGACCUGUUAGGGACCCUUAGAGUAAGAUGGACUCAUUCCUGAGAGAAGGUGAUUGGAAAGGAAGCUUUAUAUUUCUGAAGAGUUUCUUUAUUGGAGGAUAGUGACCAGCUUACCUCUACCUCUUCUGGGAUCAAAGCCAAAGAAUGUGGGCUGAGAUUACAGGAGGAAAGAUGGACGUUAGAAUUCUGAAAAAACCUACCAGUGCUUACGAGGUGUAAGAACUUGGAGUUUGGAAAGGGAGCUAACAUAUUUUGAAGGACUUUCUUGGAUCUCUGAAUCAGAGAGGAACAGUGUGAAAAGAAGGCAGUGUGGAAAAGUGGAUGGCUUCUCAGUGCAGGUGGAACAAUUGGGGAAUGUCUGGUACUUGGGGAAAGGUCUAAAUGAUUCUUUAUAAGCUCUAACCCUAAUACUGAUUCCUAUAUAUGUGCCUCUUUUUCCCUUCCACAGUUGCUGCAGAUGACCCUGAGUCUUCUGGCCUCCCCCCCCACUUCCUUCCCUCCCCUGGGUCCCCCACUCUCCAUUUCAUCUGGUUCAUCAUGAAUGGUGCCCCUUCCCCUGAGGAUGGGGCUUCCCCUUCUCCUCCCCCUCUACCACCACCUCCACCUCCCCCAAGUUGGCGGGAGUUCUGUGAAUCCCACGCUCGGGCAGCAGCCCUGGACUUUGCUCGACGCUUCCGCCUCUACUUGGCUUCCCAUCCCCAAUAUGCGGGGCCUGGGGCUGAGGCAGCCUUCUCCCGACGUUUUGCCGAGCUCUUCUUGCAGCAUUUUGAGGCAGAGGUGGCCCGAGCCUCAGGUUCCCUUUUAUCAUCUGGUCCGAUCCCCCUGAGUCCUGGUACGGAAACCCCAUCCCGUGAUCUUUCCCUGGAGAGCUGCAGGAACAGUGGGCCUCUGACUGUGUUGGGUCCUUCUCGAUCCUCUGAAGACCUGGCUGGCCCUCUUCCUUCCUCAAUCUCUUCAUCCUCUUCAAAGCCUAAGCUGAAGAAACGUUUCUCCCUGCGCUCUGUGGGCCGAUCAGUCCGAGGCUCAGUUCGAGGGAUCUUGCAGUGGCGGGGAGCUGGUGAUCCCCCCUCUCCAGUGGGACCCUUGGAGACCUCUGCCUCUGGGCCACCCGUCCUGGGUGGAAACAGCAACUCCAACUCCUCUGGUGGGGGUGGUAGCACCAGUGUGGGGCCAACUAGCGGUGGGGCAUCCCCUGGGGAAAGAUGGACACACCGCUUUGAGAGGCUGAGACUAAGUAGGGGAGGGGGACCCUUAAAGGAUGGGGCAGGGACAGUGCAAAGGGAGGGGCUACUGAGCUUCAUGGGAACAGAGGAGGCAGCUGUUGGUGGAGGAGAAGGUCGAGGGGGAGGAGGAACUGGAAGCUCAUCUGGGGGUGGGGGACCACCAAGGUGGCAGAAGUGUCGCCUGCUGCUUCGGAGUGAGGGGGAAGGAGGAGGAGGAAGUCGGCUGGAGUUCUAUAUCCCACCUAAGGCAUCCCGGCCCCGGAUCAACAUCCUGUGUUCUACCAUCACAGAUGUCCGGACAACCACAGCCCUGGAGAUGCCCGACAGGGAGAACACCUUUGUGGUUAAGGUAGAAGGUUCCAUGGAAUACAUCUUGGAGACAGCUGAUGCCCUGAAUAUGAAGGCCUGGGUGUCUGAUCUACAGGAUUGCCUGAGCCCGGGGGAGAACACAGACAGCCUGGACCUAUCCUGCCUCAACCACUCAGAGAGUCUGCCUAGCCAUGAACUGCCCUUGGGACCGAGUGAGAGCAACGAGCACCUGUCUCAGGGGGCAUAUGGGGGCCUCUCAGAUCGUCCCUCAGCUUCUGUCUCCCCCAGUUCUGCCUCCAUUGCUGCCUCCCAUUUUGACUCAAUGGAACUACUGCCCCCCGAGUUGCCCCCCCGAGUCCCUAUUGAAGAGGGGCCCCCAGUGGGGACAACUUAUCCUCCUCCAGCCCCUUAUCCUCCUCCGGACACUCCAGACACCACAGGUUCGUUCCUGUUCCAGGGGGAGUCAGAUGGAGGUGAUGGGGACCACCCCCUUUCAGAGUACCCUUGGUUCCAUGGGACCCUCUCCCGACUCAAAGCUGCCCAGCUAGUGUUGGCAGGGGGUGCUGGCAGCCACGGUGUCUUCCUGGUACGUCAAAGCGAGACGAGGAGGGGGGAGUAUGUCCUCACGUUCAACUUCCAGGGCAAGGCCAAGCACCUUCGUCUGUCCCUGAAUGAGGAUGGUCAGUGCCGGGUGCAGCACCUCUGGUUCCAGACGGUCUUUGACAUGCUGGAGCAUUUUCGGGUCCACCCCAUUCCCCUGGAGUCUGGGGGCUCCAGCGACGUUACCCUCGUCAGCUAUGUCGUGGCCUCCCAGCGGCUACAAGAACCGAACAUCUCCCAUGACCCAUCCCAACCGCCUGACCCUGAUCCGAGGGCAGACCCUGCACACCCUGGGGAAGAGGAGGAGAUGGUGGAAGCGUCAGAAGCUUCAGAGGAAGAGAAGGCAGGCAGUGGAGGGACCCCAGGAGAGUCGGGCCCUGUGGCUGAGCCUGAGGAGGCCACAGCCCUGCACAGGGAGUCCUCAGGGCUAGAGGGGCCUGGUGGGGAGGUGGCGGUGACCCCUUUUGUGCAUUUCUUGCAGCUGCAGCCGGGGAAUGCCGGGGAGGAAGGGGUCCACUCCAGAGCCAUCAAUAACCAGUACUCCUUCCUAUAAGGAUGAAUGCCCCCACACAACCAAGUCCCCCUUUCUCCCUGGCCCCGGGCCAGGACCCAGGACAGAUCCUCCCCAGAGAGGUACAAAUGCUCCCCUUGCCCCUGUUUGUCUAGGGGGUGGGAAUGGUACAGAACAGAGGGACAGAGCCAUUAGUGACUUCCCAGAUGACACACUCCAAGCCACCCCUUUCCCUGGGCAGGGAACCUGGAUCUGUUCCCUCCUUUUGGGGGUGGGCCCGUUGUGCUCAGCCUCGCCUUCUGUGGGCCAUUUCUCCAGUACCUCUCACAGCUCUCUGUGAUGUAUUGGCGAGGGGCUGAAUCAGCUACAUUAAGUGAAAUGGAGAAACAUAAAUAAAAA
Molecule: messenger RNA, 3723 nt
Organism: Dromiciops gliroides (monito del monte)
Lineage: Eukaryota; Metazoa; Chordata; Mammalia; Microbiotheria; Microbiotheriidae
Gene: SH2B1
Product: SH2B adaptor protein 1
Exons: 8
Coding region: 1105-3366 (753 amino acids)
Biological process (GO): intracellular signal transduction
Cellular component (GO): plasma membrane
Molecular function (GO): transmembrane receptor protein tyrosine kinase adaptor activity
Source: RefSeq, a predicted model, not a curated record